Messenger RNA from Phasianus colchicus (ring-necked pheasant), 1960 nucleotides. RefSeq names its product glutathione peroxidase 7 (gene GPX7). The record is from RefSeq and is a predicted model, not a curated record. Gene Ontology annotation, molecular function: glutathione peroxidase activity. NCBI's taxonomy places the organism in Eukaryota, Metazoa, Chordata, Aves, Galliformes, Phasianidae. Gene Ontology annotation, biological process: response to oxidative stress.
AAAAAAAAAUAAAUGCACUUGCAAAUCCACCAAAAAUCACAGAACUCCCUUAUUUUCCUAGGACAUAGUUAAAGCGAAUCUGUACAUCUGGCAUACCAUCUUGCUAUUCUUGGGCCAAAGAACUAGCACUUCAAUUCAGGCUGUACUCAUAAAGGGCCUCGCUUGACACAUCACUACUGCAAGGAAACACUGUUUUCAUAUUUGGCUGCUCCAUGAAUACCUGCCAAUGAGGUCUUGCAUAGACACAGACUCUGCUAAAUUAUGGUUGAAUUAGAUGAUCCUAGUGGUGCUUUCCAACCUUAAGGAUUUUAUGAUUCUGUGCUCUAUGCAAGAUCCAGACUGUUGCAAAAGUUUCGUUUGCAGCAGUCUCUUCUUUCCGGCAGGGCUUUGCUUUUGUGGCAAGUGUCUGCAGCUCGGUUGUGCAGCAUGCUAGAUCCUGAGGGCAGUGUGGAGCACAAGCCUUCCUCUUCCUUCCCUAAAGUUUUUCUCAUUCCUCUAGCCAUGCUCCUUGCAAUUACAGCACUCCUGCUCUUAGCAUUUUCCGCCACUCAGCAGAAAGAGACUGAUUUUUACACUUUUAAAGUUGUAAAUAUCAGGGGCAAACUAGUAUCUCUGGAGAAAUACAGGGGCUCGGUGUCAUUAGUUGUCAACGUUGCAAGCGAAUGUGGGUUUACAGAUAGUCACUACAAGGCCUUGCAACAGUUACAGAAAGACCUUGGCCCAUAUCAUUUCAAUGUGCUGGCAUUCCCAUGCAAUCAGUUUGGGCAACAAGAACCAGACACCAACAAAGAAAUAGAGAGUUUUGCACGAAAGACUUACGGUGCCUCCUUUCCUAUGUUCAGCAAAGUUGCAGUCAGUGGAGCUGGUGCAAUUCCUGCCUUCAAGUACUUAAUUGAUUCUACAGGAGAAGAACCAACCUGGAACUUCUGGAAAUACUUGGUAGACCCCAAUGGAAAAGUAGUAAAGGCCUGGGACUCUACUGUCUCUGUUGAAGAAAUAAGACCUCAUGUUACAGAACUUGUGAGGAAAAUCAUCCUGAAGAAAAAAGAUGAAUUAUGACUUUCAAAAAUUGUAGCAGGUCGACUACAUCUUUAUUGAGAAUUAGGAAUGGGCUCUGUCUUCUCACAUUCCAAAAGAGAGAAUAUGCAGAAGGGAAAACAUGACCAGUGGAAUUGAUAUUCACCACCUUCAGAAUGCAGAAAACAGAUAAAUUUAAGUUUUAAUUACUUUUUAAUUUAAUUUUUGCUACCCCGAAAUAUAUUCUAUUUGGCCCUUCCAAGAAAGAAGGUUGCAUCAGCAACUUUUCAAUUCCCAAUUCAAAUUACUGUUGGUUUGUAGCACUACAGAAAGCCAGUUAAUGUACCUCUAGCAAAGAGGCUCAGAGUAACAAGAAUUUCCCAGUUGGGAUAUUUCUGACAUGUAAAAUUCUGUUGUCAUAUUUUGAUUACAAUCUAAAUGAAAAAGAAUAAAAACUGUGUGAUUGAUUUUAAGGCAUGUACUAGGAAGAGGGCAAAAACAUAUGUCCAGUCGAAACCAACUUCAUUGUAUGUUUUUCUAGUUAUGAAGGUCAAACAUUUAAUUUCAUCUACCUGGAAAGUCAGUUGUUAAGGGCCUGAGGAAAAACAUAUCCAUAAAACUUAAACAGAAUACGAAGUCUCUGUAAGAACUCUGAAAGCUAUAAUCUCUCUCCAUUUUUUCAUCCAAUAAGGAUUAUCAAAUAACAAAUAGGCUCUCAUCCUUCAGAUGUUCUGAUGGCUAUCUGGAAUGACUGUUGCUUUCUUUUAGCAGCAGUGGGGCUUAGAAGACUUACUCUCACCUCCUAGAAUUGAUUCUAAGUUUAUUUUUCAAUUUAUAACACCAUCUGAUUUUGCUGCAUGUACAAACAUUAGAGAAUUAAUGUUUUCCUAUGGAGCACAUUUUUUCAAACAUUUGACUGUUGCAUAAUGCUACAUUAUUUAAU